GAGAGGGAGGCGAUGAUGGAGCGAGAGAAAUGAGGAAGCAUGUAGGUGCAAACCUUCAGUUCUCCAGUGCAUGCAUCCCCGUCGAAGCACCUCUCUUCUCUGGUCAAUGUGCUUGCUCAAGCACACACAAUACAUCAAACACUGUCAGACAAAUGAACAACGUAAGCACAGGAAAGCCUAUGGACUGAAGCAUGGACGAUGUUGCCAGAGGGAAUCAGGCAGAGGUAUGGGGAGCUGCCAGGGGAUUUAGUGCUAGUGGACCUGGAGAAGGACCAACAGGGCUUGGGACUGAGCCUGGCUGGGAAUCGCGACAGGAACCAGAUUAGUAUCUUUGUGGUUGGGAUCACUGCAGGUGGCCCAGCAUACAGAGAUGGCCGCAUCCAUGUGGGAGAUGAGCUGCUGGAGAUCAACAACCAGGUGCUGUAUGGUAGAAGUCACCAGAGUGCUUCAGCAAUUAUAAAAACUGUUUCACUGAAGGUCAGGAUUCUCCUCAUCAGGAACAAAGAUGCCAUCAAUCAAAUGGCUGUCCCUGCAUUUCCUACGCCACCUCCUUUUAUUUUGUGCAAUGAAGAACUGGUGUCCAGUAGUGUUGCGCCUCUGGAAGAAGUUGGAAAGAACCUGGAAAUGGAGAAGUCUUUAAACCAAAUGUCUAUAGAAAGAAAAGAGGAGGCUCCUGAUGAGGUGCAAACCAAGACCUUCUUGCCGUCUAACCUUAAGUCAUUGGAGAGGGAUAAAACGGUUCCUGACGAGGAGCCAACCAAGACCUUCUCAAAGCCGAUUGACAGUCUUCCUAAUAGCCCUCAGACCAACAGUGAACUUCCUGUGAAAUCUUUGGAUACUUCCUCCUCGAUAUCAGCAGCACCCCCUACCUGCACCAAUCCAGACUUUGAUUAUUGUAGUAAAGAUCCUACCAUAAGUCCCAUCUUGCCCGGGCAGGAGACUGUCAUUGAGAUUUCUAAAGGUCGCUCUGGACUUGGUCUCAGCAUUGUUGGUGGCAAAGAUACCCAGCUGGAUGCUAUUGUGAUUCAUGAGGUUUAUGAAGAAGGAGCAGCAGCAAGGGAUGGGCGUCUGUCGGCUGGAGACCAGAUACUGCAGGUGAAUGGAGUGGAUUUGCGUAGCGCAACGCAUGAUGACGCCAUUUCUGCUCUGCGGCAGACUCCAGCCAAAGUGCAACUGACAGUUCUGCGAGAUGAGGCACAGUACCGGGAUGAAGAGAGCCUGGAUGUGUUUGCUGUAGAGCUACAGAAGAAAGCUGGACGUGGCCUUGGCUUCAGCAUUGUGGGCAAGAGAAAUGGUAUAGGUGUGUUCAUCUCUGACAUAGUUCGGGGUGGAGCAGCUGAUGUUGAUGGCCGUUUAAUGCAGGGGGAUCAGAUCCUUGCUGUGGAUGGAGAAGACAUGAGGCAGGCAUCCCAAGAAACAGUUGCAGCUAUUCUCAAAUGUGCCAGGGGAAAGGUGGUGUUGGAGCUUGGGCGACUGAAGGCCGCUUCUUGGGUGUCAUACCAUCACAGCUCUAAGGCAGGCCAGAUAAUACCAAAUACCAACAGCAGCAGUGCCACCUACGCUUCUCUGGCAGCAAAUCCCAUCCAAAACACCCUCAAGCCUGCCAAUGGCAUGUCCACCAAGAGCUCAGGACCUGAUACAGGCCUUCGUACUGUGGAGAUAAAACGAGGUCCUAAUGAUGCACUAGGCUUCAGUAUAGCAGGAGGGAAAGGCAGUCCUUUGGGGGAUAUUCCUAUCUUUGUGGCAAUGAUCCAAGCCAAUGGUGUGGCAGCUAAGACACACCGGCUCAAGGUGGGUGACCGUAUUGUAUCCAUAAACUCACAGACUCUGGAUGGACUUUCUCAUGCAGAGGUGGUCAACAUGCUGAAGAAUGCCUAUGGAGAUAUCAUCUUACAGGUGAUAGCAGACACCAACAUCAGUGCCAUUGCCAGUCAGGUGGAGAGCAUGUCCACCAGCAUCAGCAGCACUGCCAACCUUGAGGCCCCAAGCAGUGAGCCUGAAACUCCAAAGCCAAAAAAUGUCACAUUGGAGAGGGGUGCUGAAGGCCUGGGCUUCAGUAUUGUUGGAGGCUUUGGUAGCCCUCAUGGUGACCUACCUAUCUACGUCAAAACUGUAUUCAGCAAGGGGGCCACAGCAGUGGAGGGUCGUCUGAAGCGUGGUGAUCAGAUCCUCUCUGUUAGUGGUGAAUCCCUGGAAGGGGUGACUCAUGAGCAAGCAGUGGCAAUCCUGAAGAAGCAGAGAGGGGUAGUUACCCUAUCUGUCUUGUCCUGACCUCUUCAACAACUCAACUCAUCCCCAGUCAAACCAGGACAUACAGUGCCUAUAAACAAUAAUCACCCCCCCUGGAUAUUUUCCCUUUUAUUGCUUUAAUAAAUUCAAUCAAUAAAGUCAAUUUGUACUUUUUUACAAUAAUUUACAAAAAACUCUCUUUAAUGUCAAAGUUAAAGCAGACUUCUACAAAGUAAUCUUAAUUAAUUACCUGCCCAGGCUAAACUGACAGUUUACAUGAUGAUAAAGGUGUUUGAAUACCAGACAAUCAGAAAGAUGAUCAUUGAAAAUAUAAUGUUCAGAUAUGCGACGACCAGAGCUAGUGAGCGGUGCGAAUAUCCCGCUCCUCGCUCAGGUGGAUGUUCAUUCGGCCGCUCCUCCGCUCAAAUUUGUGUCAGUUCGCUCCGUUCAAUUUCGCAAAUUCAAUCAAUAAAGUCAAUUUGUACUUUUUUACAAUAAUUUUCAAAAAACUCUCUUUAAUGUCAAAGUCAAAGCAGACUUCUACAAAGUAAUCUUAAUUAUUUGCAAAUGUAUAAUGUAGAAUAAGUGGUUCCAUAAAUAUUGAAACAUGGUGGUGGCAGCACCAGGGGGGUGCUUCUCGAUAACAUGCCCUGGAAAGCUUGAAAAGGUAAAGGGUAAAAUAAAUUCAGCAAAAUAUAUGGAAAUCCUGGAAGACAACCUGAUUCAGUCUGCAAGAGAACUACGACUUGGGAGAUGAUUUACUUUCCAGCAAGACAAUGACCUAAAGCAGACAGUGAAAACUACACAGAAAUGGUUUAAAAAGAACAAUGUGAAUGUUUUUGUGUGCCCAAGACCUCAAUCCAAUAGAGAAUUUGUGGCUGGACUGGGCUGCCUGCGCCUAAUCCCUGUGCAACCGGACCAAACGAGCAGUGGAAAAAGAAAAGAAAAAGAAAAUGGAGUAAAAUUGCAGUAUCCACAUGCGCAAGCCUAAUUGUGACGUAUCCACGCAGACUACAUGCUUUAAUUGCAGCCAAAGGUAUAUCUACUGACUUGCAGGGGGUGAAUAUUUAGGCAAUCUCUUAUUUUUUACAUAUUUUUAAUUAACAUUACUUUGUAGAAAUCCACUUUCUCUUUGACAUUAAAGAGAUUUUUGUAAAUUAUUGAAAAAAAGGCCAAAUUAAAUUUCAGUUUAUGAAAGCAAUAAAAUGGGAAAUAUACAAAGGGGGUGAAUACUUUGUAUAGGCACUGUAUGACCUGAGGAACUUUAUAUUAACUUCAAAAUGGAUUUGGGAUGCUUUUGGUUUAAACCUAUCCAGCACCUGCCCAAACUUGAGCCCUUUAAUGUAUGUGAUCUUGACCGCGUGAACAUCUUGUGAAGAGCAGCUUCACCCCAUGGUGGACUGUGCAAGAAGAGAACAAUUUGUUCAGAUACAAAAAAUCAGUAGUGUGCCCUGGUGUUGCCAUGAAUGAAGAUAUUACAAUAACUAAUGAAGAUAUUACAAUAAGAGCCCCAACUAUGCAUAUGAUUAGCACGCUCCAACCACAAACAAGAGCGAAAGUGCCAUCAAGGCAGCUAUCCUGGAUGAUGUGACAUAGCCACAUACACUCAACCAGUUUAAGUGUGUUUUGUACUGCUACCCUGAUUUCAUGACUUAAAUCAGCUGUGCAUAAAUCACCCAGAUGUGUUCUGCAUACAAACUCCCUGCUUUGAAUUUUGAAAAAAUUAUAUUGAUUGUUUUAUUUUUGAAAUAAGCACCACGAUACAGUACAAAGCAAAAGAUUGACUCAAGUGUUAUCUUUAAUAUGUAGUUAGAAAACUCUAUGAUUGGGAGUCACACAAUGCCUCUCUCAUGCAAUAUGUUUUUUUUUAUGAUUGAGCAUGUGUCUUUCAAAUUUUCAUACAUAUCCACAAUGCUGAUGUCCUGAAUCAUACAGUAUGUCCUGAAAGAUUUAGAAUUUUAGUGUCAGAAUAUGUAUUUGUAAUCAUCAUAUUUGACCAGCUACAUAUGUUUGUGCUUUUCAUCAUUUUUAUACCUAUAAUGUAUAGAAGUCCAUAGGACCCAUCAUGGACCAUUAAUUAUCUCUGCCAAGGAGGUUGUUGUCUGUCUGUCUGUCAAUAAGUGGGAUUAUGCAAAAAAUACUAGCCUAGUGUUCACCUUCUUUAUCACCUCACUUUCACUAUCAUUGCAAGAUACAGCAUCUGACAAUUGUAGAGGUCUGUGCACUCUGAGUGCUCCUCUAGUUUAUUGCCAUGCUCGUGGUAGUUUUUUCAUGUUUCUUUCUUUGGAAGACAUCCUAAAUGCUUACAGUUUUUUCUGAUGGCUUAAGCACAUUUUUGUAACUAUUGGCUAUUUUUGCAAAA
Alosa sapidissima (American shad) is the source of this 4591-nucleotide messenger RNA. RefSeq names its product multiple PDZ domain protein-like. The record is from RefSeq and is a predicted model, not a curated record. NCBI's taxonomy places the organism in Eukaryota, Metazoa, Chordata, Actinopteri, Clupeiformes, Clupeidae. The transcript is spliced from 20 exons. Gene Ontology annotation, molecular function: protein binding. Bases 199 to 2271 code for a protein of 690 amino acids.